Messenger RNA from Prorocentrum cordatum, 1072 nucleotides. NCBI's taxonomy places the organism in Eukaryota, Dinophyceae, Prorocentrales, Prorocentraceae. The record is from the annotation of a GenBank genome assembly.
GGAGUAAAGAGUAGGAUGGGCAUCGUCAAUGGAAAAAGAUGUUUUCCGAUCUCGGAUGCAAGUAGUGCGCCUCAGUGAGGCACAGUCACAUAUCUGGCCGGGCCCGGCUUGAGCCAGGCACGGCAGCGGUACAUGCUCGAUUUAUAUCUCGCCUUUAACCUUCUCCGUUUAAAGUGAAGAGGCAUCCGUGCAGAACCGCGCUCGCCCUCUUUUCUGCCUGGCUUGCGUCAGCGCAGCGGAGAAAAUCCGUCCAAGAUUGUUGCGCUGAAGCAGCGCUUCGCGGCGGCAUUCGCUCGCGUGCCCUGUCUGAUGCUGCCGCAGCGAACUCUCCCCGUCGCUCUGUUGAUCAGCUCGCGCUGGUGCGCCCCUCCUCCCAGGCUUCCGCUGACGUGGCCCCAGCGUGCCGCCGAACUGCCGCCCCUCUCAGGGCGAGCUGCCUGCUGGGUCGCAGCAGAGCGUGUGCGGCGUGCCCCCCGAGGGCCCAGCCGUCCCUGGCUGGCGCGGGACCGCCGACAGAAACGGGCCCUGGACGACCCCAAGGCUUCCCCGACGACCCCAACGUUCGAAAAAGAGGAGGAGCCCCCUGCCCGCGCCAUGGCCGGCGGCGCUGGUGCGCGACGCGCUGGGGCCCACCAGCGUCCGCCCCGAGGCACAGCUCAGGCGGGCGCACCGGUGUCCGCGUCGGGAGGCAACUGCGAGAGCUCGAAGGUGAUCGUCUUCGAAUUCAGCCAUGAAUACGAGUUGUCGAACUCGAGCACCAAGCGGCCCGGCGCUGGCGCCGUAAAGGUUCCUCCGGUGCUCCGAUCCUUGAUGCGCUCUGGUCCACUCACCUCCACGGUGUCUCCGCCGUCCACCUCGAAGUGGCACUUGAACAUUAUAUCCAUGUACGUCCCCCCCUGGACGGUGAAGCCGUAGGCGGCGAUGUGCCCUGCCUCCAGCCGAAUCCGCCGCUCGUCGCGGGUCCCGGCCGCGAUCUCGACCUCCUUCGCCGCCGAAAGCGAGGCACUUACGACGAGGAGGAGGAGGGGGAAGAGGAGGAGGAGUAGGAAGAGGAGGAGGAGGAGGAGGAGGA